AUGGAGCCCCAGCCGGCUUGGGAAGCAGCGAAGGAGAAUAUUCAGCCUCUGAGACGAGGACGGAACAUCGCAUCCCUCACGGAAGCUCUGCAGAACCCCGAAAUUUUAGAAGAGAAGAAAAGAGAGUUCGAGGAAGACCUCCGAGCAUACGACGGUGAAGAUCCCCUCCAUGUUUGGGACAGCUACCUGACGUGGCUCGAAGAGCAUUAUCCGUCUGGCCUUCACGGGCUACAUCUACCUCAGCUGCUUGAAAAUUGCAUAUCGACUUUUAUCCCUGACCGGAAAUAUGACAACGAUCCGCGAUACGUGCGCGUAUGGCUCAAAUUCGCAGGUCUACAACCAUACCCAGAAGAAGUUUAUAAGUGCAUGUCUGCACGCGGAGUUGGGGUACGAUCGAGCGCUUUCUACAUCGAGUGGGCAGAAUAUCACGAGCUCUCUGGAGAAUCGAGAAGAGCUCAAGAGAUUCUUGAGAAGGGGAUCGCGAUGCUGGCUGAGCCGCAUGAUCAGUUGAAGACAGCCCUAAAACAGCUGAUACUGCGCAUCGCCCAGGGAUCAACGCGGAACUUCGAAGCUGAAUCAGAGGACGCUCCGCAGGAUUCGCGGAACGCUCUCUCAAAGCUCCGACCUACGGGAAGCAUCGAAGCUCCGAAUGUGCGAGUCGGUAGCAAUCGACUUGCCCUCCAACCUGGAGCUGUCCAGGGGCUGGCUUCGAAAUCCGGGCUCAAGAAUAGCAAAAUGGCGAUUUAUAUCGACGAGAACGCCAGCAGUGGGCUGUUCAGCGGAAUGGGCAGUCUCGCCGGAAGCAGCUCAACCGCACAUAGUAUCGCAUCGAAUAAAGAGAACACCAAGCGUGCGGAGAAGAUGGCACGACAAAAAAUCCCGCAGCGCUUGGCAGCCAGCGAGGGUCCAACCUUCGACGUAGUACAGGACGCCGAAAGCGAAUCCCGCAACCAGAACAAGAGCUCGACGACGAUUGUCGGCGUGCUUUCAACUCGCAAAGACAGUUCCACGCAUAUGUCCCUCUCGAAUGUUCUUGAGGGGCCUAAUAUCAACGAGAAGCGGAUGUACGAUUUCCUCAAGGUCUACGGAGGAACCUGCGAGUUCCAGUUCGAGGAAAUCCGAUUCGCCAAGUACAAGCGGAAGAUGGCGGCUAGCGGAGAUGCCACCCACACUACCCAUACGUAAUCCUCACCCUCGUUCCCUGCUCGAUAAAAGGAAAGAGUAUCCGCAUCCGGAAUCGGGACCAUAAUGACGGCGGCGCGGCGGCUUUACUUUUAUAGUACAUCUUAUCCAAAUGGAAUUUUCAUCCGACACGUGAAAAACAAAUUAUUAUCCCAAAGUAUGAUUGACGAUAGAAAAAACUCCAGAAUGUCCCCUUCUCAGAUUUGAGGAUGAUUAUGAUGAGGGUUUUAUUCCUUACGCCAAACAUGGUCAAGUUUACAAGAGGCAAGAUGAUCGAUUGAACUGUAUAAUAAAGAAUCUUCGACGCCUGCUCGA
This is a messenger RNA of Galendromus occidentalis (western predatory mite), 1497 nucleotides long. RefSeq names its product mitotic checkpoint serine/threonine-protein kinase BUB1 beta. The record is from RefSeq and is a predicted model, not a curated record. Lineage: Eukaryota; Metazoa; Arthropoda; Arachnida; Mesostigmata; Phytoseiidae. The transcript has 7 exons. Gene Ontology annotation, cellular component: nucleus. Gene Ontology annotation, molecular function: protein kinase activity. Bases 1 to 1185 code for a protein of 394 amino acids. Gene Ontology annotation, biological process: meiotic sister chromatid cohesion, centromeric; mitotic spindle assembly checkpoint signaling.